Myotis brandtii (Brandt's bat) is the source of this 4037-nucleotide messenger RNA. RefSeq names its product threonyl-tRNA synthetase (gene TARS1). The record is from RefSeq and is a predicted model, not a curated record. The coding region runs from base 153 to 2324 and encodes 723 amino acids. Gene Ontology annotation, biological process: threonyl-tRNA aminoacylation. Gene Ontology annotation, cellular component: cytoplasm. Gene Ontology annotation, molecular function: threonine-tRNA ligase activity; ATP binding. Lineage: Eukaryota; Metazoa; Chordata; Mammalia; Chiroptera; Vespertilionidae. The transcript has 19 exons.
GCUUGGGCGCUGGUGGAUUGCAUCAGCGGGUGCUUCCAGGCUAGUGGCUGUGGCGCCGAGAUCCCAGGAGCCGCAGCGCCCUUCAGGCCGCCUCCCGCUCCUCUGCCCCCGGCCGUCGCUUUUGAGUUCCGUCCUCUCUUCCCGGUUCGCGGAUGUCCGAGGAGAAGGCCAGCAGCCCUUCAGGGAAGAUGGAAGGCGAGGAGAAGCCGGUGGGUGCCAGCCAGGAGAGGCACAAGGAAGACGGCAAGAAGAAGAACAAAGAAGGGUCUGGAGAUGGAGGGCGAGCGGAGUUGAAUCCUUGGCCUGAAUAUAUUAACACGCGUCUUGAGAUGUACAAUAAACUAAAAGCAGAACACGACGCCAUUCUGGCAGAAAAAGCAGCAAAAGAGAGCAAGCCCAUCACAGUCACUCUGCCGGAUGGUAAGCAGGUGGCCGCGGAGUCCUGGAAAACCACGCCUUACCAGAUCGCGUGUGGCAUCAGUCAAGGCCUGGCUGACAACACUGUUAUUGCAAAAGUGAAUAAAGCUGUCUGGGACCUAGACCGUCCUCUGGAGGAAGACUGUACCUUGGAGCUCCUCAAGUUCGAGGAUGAGGAAGCUCAGGCUGUAUAUUGGCACUCAAGUGCCCAUAUAAUGGGUGAAGCCAUGGAAAGAGUCUACGGAGGAUGUUUAUGUUAUGGUCCACCAAUAGAAAGUGGGUUCUAUUAUGACAUGUACCUUGAGGAAGGGGGUGUGUCCAGCAAUGAUUUCUCGUCUUUAGAGACUUUAUGUAAGAAAAUCAUUAAGGAAAAACAAGCUUUUGAAAGGUUGGAAGUUAAGAAGGAAACUUUACUGGAAAUGUUUAAGUACAACAAGUUCAAAUGUCGGAUAUUGAAUGAAAAAGUGAAUACUCCAACUACCACCGUCUAUAGGUGUGGCCCCUUGAUAGAUCUCUGCCGGGGUCCUCAUGUCAGACACACUGGCAAAAUUAAGACUUUGAAAAUACACAAAAAUUCCUCCACAUACUGGGAGGGGAAAGCAGACAUGGAGACUCUCCAGAGGAUUUAUGGCAUUUCGUUCCCAGACCCUAAGUUGUUGAAAGAGUGGGAGAAGUUCCAAGAGGAAGCCAAAAACCGAGAUCAUAGGAAAAUUGGGAGGGACCAGGAACUGUAUUUCUUCCAUGAACUCAGCCCUGGGAGCUGCUUCUUCCUGCCGAAGGGAGCGCACAUUUAUAAUGCACUGAUCGAGUUCCUCAGGAGUGAAUAUAGGAAACGAGGAUUCCAGGAGGUGGUCACCCCAAACAUCUUCAACAGCCGACUGUGGAUGACCUCGGGCCACUGGGAGCACUACAGCGACAACAUGUUCUCCUUCGAGGUGGAGAAGGAGCAGUUCGCUCUGAAGCCCAUGAACUGCCCGGGACACUGCCUCAUGUUCGAUCAUCGCCCGAGGUCCUGGCGAGAGCUGCCUUUGCGGCUCGCCGACUUUGGGGUGCUGCACAGGAAUGAGCUGUCGGGGGCGCUCACGGGCCUCACGCGGGUGCGGCGGUUCCAGCAGGACGACGCGCACAUAUUCUGUGCCAUGGAGCAGAUCGAGGAAGAAAUCAAAGGCUGUUUGGAUUUUCUGCGUACAGUGUACAACAUAUUUGGAUUUUCUUUUAAACUGAACCUGUCUACUCGGCCGGAAAAAUUCCUUGGCGAUAUUGAAGUUUGGAAUCACGCUGAGAAGCAACUUGAAAACAGCCUGAAUGAAUUUGGUGAAAAGUGGGAGUUAAACCCUGGCGAUGGAGCUUUCUAUGGUCCAAAGAUUGACAUUCAGAUUAAGGAUGCCAUUGGGCGCUACCACCAGUGUGCAACCAUCCAGCUGGAUUUUCAGUUGCCCAUCAGAUUCAAUCUGACGUUUGUGAGUCAUGAUGGAGAUGAUAAGAAAAGGCCAGUGAUUAUCCAUAGAGCCAUCUUGGGAUCCGUGGAAAGAAUGAUCGCCAUCCUCACUGAGAACUAUGGGGGCAAAUGGCCCUUCUGGCUGUCUCCUCGCCAGGUAAUGGUAGUUCCAGUGGGACCAACGUGUGAUGAUUAUGCCCAAAAGGUGCGGCAACAAUUCCAUGAUGCUAAAUUCAUGGUGGACAUCGACCUGGAUCCGGGCUGUACAUUAAAUAAGAAGAUCAGAAAUGCACAGUUAGCACAAUAUAACUUCAUCCUGGUUGUCGGUGAAAAAGAGAAAGCCAGCGGCACUGUGAACAUCCGCACGAGAGAUAACAAGGUUCACGGGGAACGCACUGUUGCUGAAACCGUGGCGCGGCUGCAGCAGCUGCAGCAGGCCCGCAGCAAGCAGGCCGAGGAGGAGUUCUAAAGACAGCCCGACGGGCCCAGCGGGAGAGGACGAGCAGUGUGUCCGUGGUGCUCAUUCACUGUGCUCUGGAAAGCCUUGAUUUGUCCUGAACUUGGAUUGUGUGGCAGAGUCUGCGUAGGUGACUGCAGGGGAGGAACCUGUUUUGACCUCAACAGGUUUUAGAUAAUGUGUAUCUGCUGGAGAUAAUUAAAAGAGACUCAUUUAAAUGAUUUUAUUCAUUAAUUACCUGAGCACUGGAAAUAGAUAACAAGGAAUGCUUUAGUGUGAUGAGGGAGAACAUUUUUUUUUAAAUUUAAUGCAAUGGAAAAAUGAGUUUUCAAAUUUGAUUCGGGUAAAAGAAAGAUUAUAAUUGGAUUAUGGCAUAAAAAUAAAAACUUUAACUCGUGUAAAUUUCAAGACUUCUGACCGUCACAUACCUCCUCCCCGGAACAGAUUGCAUGUCAAGAUUAAUCUUUAAUGUUCUAUAGCAAACGUGUUAGGUGGGUGGAGGGGAGCGGGUCUGCAGUGUGUGUGGUCUUUAGUUGGGCCGGGAGCGAGAGCCUGCUUCCCGGUGGCAGAAUGGCAUCUUGUAGGAGCAACGCUCUUACUCAGCUUCUUUUUGGACAUAAACCUUUUAAACAAUUGAAGCCAACCAUGGGUCUAAUGGAGAUUAUUUGCACAGAUUUUUAAGAUACAUUCGGUAAAGGAAUAUAUGUUUAUGGCACACUGUUUUGGGCCAUUCAGUCCCUUGUUAAUACAAAUUCCCAAUUCUCUCUCUCAGGAUAGUUUUUGAAUUUUGCUAUCAGUGCAUGAUGAGUGAGAGAACACCACAAAAUAAGGAAUUCCUUAUGUAGAUAGAUAUGAAUCUCUAAUGUAAUCACUUUGAAAAGGCAACAUCUUGGCAGUUUCUAAUAUCCCAAUAGGGUGUUUGCAAGGGUCACUGAAAAGCAAAGCCAAUUUGCGUAGAUUACCCCUCACUCUAACACAGGAGAUAGGAUCUUAAUCAGGGGUUUUUGGAAAUUCUGUAAUAACGCCUUGCUUCUAAGACAUAGUCUUUGAUAGGUUUGUAAUUACUUUUUAUAUAUGUCUUGAGGGAAGCGAUAUUUCAACCAAGUCAAACUAUUAACAUCAAGAGCAUCUAGUGGGAAUCCUUUUAAAACUAUAUUUUGUUUUUAUUUCUUUAAUCUAAAAUUCACAGUAUCUUAGUUUCGAUUUUUCUUCAGUUUUAAAAAUUUCAUAUUACAUAUUUAAUUUGUAGUCCAAACAAAUGUGUAACAUGGAUUUUUCUUACCUAUUUUAUACUAAAAGCAAUGACUGGCUAUACAAUGUAUUAGCAGUGUACUUGAGAUCAUUGCAGAAGCUUCAUAAAUCCUUCAGAACUUUAAAGAUGCAAAAGUUAUUAAAGCCUAGGUUGGCAGAGCCACGAGCGGAAGAAUCCUCUCUGUAGCAGGCCCUUAGCCUAGUCCUUCCCGGGAAACCUCAGGGAACCACCCAGAAGGGCUCUUACAAUCUGCAGGCGGCUUGUCCCGUCAAAGCUCUCUUCUCUGUGGCCUGUUUUGUUUGCUUUUCAGUCCCUUUCCUGGAAGGCAGCGGCUGUCCUAGUUACUGACUCACUCACCUGUUCUGUUCAGGUUUACGACAUAACAAUGGAAAGACUCCCAACUGCUAAGCCUCUGAGCAUCUAGUCUACUGAGAGUCAUCUUGGUAAUCAAAUAUACAGGGACGAUUUGAGAA